UGCACAGCUUUGCACAGUUCGUGCUGAAGGCCUGUUUCCUAGGCUACAAACGGGGGACUUGUUCCUUAUUAACGCCUAGGGGAAAGUCCCCGGACCGUGGGCAGAGAGUGCCACGUGCUAUGCGCACGUAGACCUUCCCUGUGUUUCACUGUAAAGUCCGCCAAGAAGCGACCCCCCCACCGUGUACGGCGGGGGAGCUGAGCGGCGUGUUGCAGGGGUGUGUCCUCAGUCAGCUCUCCUAGUUACGCAGGCAGUGCGUUUGUGCGCACCAACCACACGGGGCUCAUUCUCAGUGCGGCUGUAGUUUUGGUAUAUGCCACAGACAUUUAGACUUUAGCUGGGACGCGUGGGGAUCACCCUGGCAUCGUCUAAGCCCCUCGGCAGGGCUCCUGCAGCCAUUGAAACACCUCUUCCUCGUGUGGCUUAACACACUAAACAAAAAAUUUUUAACACAGGGAGACAGCGCACGAGCAGGGGAAUGGCAAGAGAGAAGAGAGAGAAAAUCCCAAGCAGACUCCCUUCGGUCAGCGGAGAGCCUGAGGCUCGAACCCAUAAACCUGACUCUGCCACCACCAGUAUUGGAGAUGCUGAGCUGUGGGGGCCAGGCCCAGGGAGGGGUGAGAGUGAAGGGGCCUGCAGCGGCUAUCAGGUCAUAAACCAGGCUGACCCUUCGGCACAGGACUUGCAGACUUGGCUCCCACAUCAGCAGUCAUGAGGAGCAGAUGUGACAAUUACACUUCGGAUCAGCUAGUGCCCGGAAUCCCCUCCAUUGCCCAGGCCUGGGGACUAUGGGCCCUCUUAGGGGCUGCGAUGCUGCUGCUUCUCAUCUCACUGGCUGUGCACUUGUUCCGAUGGACUAGUGGCCGAAGCCAGAGCCACCCAGGACAGAGACGCCCUGGAGGGUCUGUGGAAGAGGUCCCUCUGUAUGGGAACCUGCAUUAUCUUCAGACUGGUCGGCUGUCUCAGGAACCAGGGCCAGAUCAGCAGGAUCCAACGCCUAGAGGCCCCAGCACGGCUGCAGAGGAAGUGAUGUGCUAUACCAGCCUGCAGUUGCGGCCUUCUCAGGGCCGUAUCCCCAGCCCUGGAACCCCCAUCAAGUACUCAGAGGUGGUGCUGGAUUCUGAGCCAAAGCCCCAGGCCUCAGGCCCUGAGCCUGAGCUCUACGCCUCAGUGUGUGCCCAGACCCGCAGAGCGCGGGCUUCCUUCCCAGACCAGGCUUAUGCCAAUAGCCAGCCUGCACCCAGCUGAGAUGGAGGGCCUGGCAGAGUGGGGCAAGCAUCGCCCCAGCCUCCAUUAGCCUACUGCUACCCUGUCCCUGGAAUGACUGUUUCCCAGCCGCCCCCCACCCCCACCCAAGACAUGCAGCCAUUGCCCAGUCACAGGAGGUAACGUUCCCCAAACUUCCUAUCUGAGCUAUGAGGGAGACAUCUCAGGGGAACAGUAAGUAGGUCCCCAGUUUCUUGGGAAGGGAGGAAACAAAGGCAGUGGCCCCCUCUCCAUCCACCUCCCCCCAUCUAUUACUCUAAGGCCCCAAGCUCCUAGGUUCUCACUUCCUCCUCCUUGUGGAUUUUAACCAGAUCCUCUCCACUCCUGCUCCUUUAAAGUCUACCCCUAACACUUCAGUGUUCCCUCAGACACAGGAAGUGGGCAGUGGUGGAAAGGGGAACAGCCUGAGAGGACAAGGAUGGGUAUACUCCUCAGGAGCCCAUAGUCUGGAGGGAUCCUGGAAUCUAGUGACCUGAGGAACCCAAGCCUGGCUUCUUAUCUGAGAACACUGGCAGGAGAAUACCAGUCCACAUCCUGCUGCCUCUGUUGUGUCCCCAAGUUUUCAAAUAAAACUUCUACGUCUCAGAAAGUGUUUAGAUUUUUAUCUAGAGAGCUACAGACCUGCAACAGGCCCCACAUUGUAGGGGUGUGAGCUUUGCUGUCUGCACAGAGCACUUACGGGGGCACCUAGUUGGGGAAGAUGGACCAAGAGGGUCGGUGGCAUCAACAGUGCCAAGGGUGGGUGCUGGGGUGGAGGCAAGAGCCCUGCUCCUCAAGCUGCUGCUAGAACAUUGCCAGGAUGUGCAGUCACCCCACUCCCAUCACCUGGAGCUCACCAGCCCCCAACCUACUCUCCCCAUGGCCUCUAUGACUGCGUUGCCACCAGCCACAACCUCAGGUCUACCACAACCCAUCUUCCUACGGCCUCUGUAGAGGCAAGUGUGGCUUGACAGACCUUUCGGAGGUUUCACGGGUAGAAGACAGUGGAAGCCGAGGCUUCUACUUCUGAAAUUCUCUCAUUCCCACUCACAGUCUCGGAGAAAAGCAGAGGAGGGAACGGUGCGCCUGAGCCCAGCCUGGUGAUCCCAAUGAGAUGGGGGACCCUCUGCACACACACAGAAUAACCCAAAUGCCCCGGGGUUUCUGGACCUCUGAGGACCCCAACAUGGACCUCCCCCAGAAGAGGCCCCGGUCGGGUCGCGGUAAAGAGCAGGCAGCUGAGGCUGUGUGGGAGGGAAGGUGGCUUCCGGGGCCUGCACUGGAUGCAGGGAACCACUGGCAGCGGGGUGUGGGGUUCUGAGAAUUGCUAGUCUGAAGACUGCUCAAUGUGUCCGCGGUCUGGGGUACGUGAGAGCCUGACACUGUAAGAGAAGGGAUUUGGGGUCCCCCAACCUCUGGGACGAGCCGGAAAUUGCAGCCGAGCCAGUACCACCAACAACCAAGUCCUUAAACUCCGCCCCCACACCGGCUUCCCUUGUCUGCUGAGGUCUCCGCCAGCUCACGACCGAACUCCGAGCGCCCCCGCCAGGCACCA
Molecule: messenger RNA, 2800 nt
Organism: Acinonyx jubatus (cheetah)
Lineage: Eukaryota; Metazoa; Chordata; Mammalia; Carnivora; Felidae
Gene: SIT1
Product: signaling threshold regulating transmembrane adaptor 1
Exons: 6
Coding region: 712-1248 (178 amino acids)
Biological process (GO): T cell homeostasis; signal transduction; regulation of T cell activation
Cellular component (GO): plasma membrane
Molecular function (GO): kinase binding
Source: RefSeq, a predicted model, not a curated record